CUUGUCUUCAAGCCAACAGCCAAGCUGUUGGACUUUCUUGCCAACCGAAAUAGUGACUAUAGAUAGAAAGACAGAAACGGGUCGCCAGGACCGGGAUAUCAAGCAUUUAUAUUUGAGAUACCAGCCUUCAUUUGUUCCUUCACGUUUAAACAUAUAGCUUGAAAGGUUCCAGGGCGCUCAUGGAAGGUUCCGCAGGUAACAUCAGAGAACUACAUGAAAACGGUGACUGGCGAGGAAUAGUUCAACUGUACGAAAAUGGUUUUACUGACGAAAAAAUUCUCUGGUUUCAGCCGGACUCUGAUGGUUUAAAUUUUUUACACAAGAAUCUAUCGGAACUUGGAGUACAAGGUGUAUCUAGUAUUGGUUGUGGCAGUGGUCUGUUUGAAUGGCUCAUAAAAUCUUCAACAGGUUUGCCGGUAAUAGGCUAUGAAAUAGACCAAGGUUGGUGGGAAAGUAGGUACAGCCCACCCAAAUUUUUAAGUGGAAUCAGCUGCAUUGAACCAACUACAUUACCGGAACUAAAUUCUAAAUUUGCUCUUCUAUUUUGUUAUUUCAACGACUCGAAAGCCUUUGAAGCAUACCUUGAUAGCUUCACAGGCGACUGUGUGAUUCUUGUAGGUCCGGAUGAGAAAAACAAAAUUCGAUACUGCGACCCACAGCCGUUCCAACUGAAAGACAGUAAAGGCUGGCGUACACAUGCAGUCUGGCGUAGCAAGUUUCUUGAAGCAAUUGUUAUUUAUAAGAGGUCAACCACCUUUUGUCCACUGUGAUAAUAAAACUCUUUAUUUACCCUCUGAUUUAACACGCAUGCAUAACGAAUGGUAAGAUUACAAAAAGGAAUUCAGUGGCAAAACAAAUCUGCAUUCACGUUGGAGCAUCGCGCGAAACACAGGAGUGUAACAUGGUCAACACUAGUCUUGUCGUGUGUACAGGCGGCUUUAGAAGUGAAACAGAUUGACAAAUUAUCAUGAUUACUGCAUGUCUUUAAAUUGUCAUUAGCAACGGAUCUUAAAGUGAAUGGAAAAAAAUAUUUUUUUGUUUUUUUUAAACGAAGGGAUGCGUAUCUCACAAAAUUUCCCUACAAAUGAUUGCAAAAUGAAA
Daphnia pulex (common water flea) is the source of this 1101-nucleotide messenger RNA. RefSeq lists its product as uncharacterized. The record is from RefSeq and is a predicted model, not a curated record. Lineage: Eukaryota; Metazoa; Arthropoda; Branchiopoda; Diplostraca; Daphniidae. The transcript is spliced from 3 exons. Bases 180 to 770 code for a protein of 196 amino acids.